Dromiciops gliroides (monito del monte) is the source of this 734-nucleotide messenger RNA. It is a transcript of the gene CALCB, whose product is annotated as calcitonin related polypeptide beta. Gene Ontology annotation, cellular component: extracellular region. Gene Ontology annotation, molecular function: calcitonin receptor binding; hormone activity. The coding region runs from base 118 to 492 and encodes 124 amino acids. NCBI's taxonomy places the organism in Eukaryota, Metazoa, Chordata, Mammalia, Microbiotheria, Microbiotheriidae. The record is from RefSeq and is a predicted model, not a curated record. The transcript is spliced from 5 exons.
GGGAGGCUUCAGCAUUGGACAGCAACAGGAUUAGAAACUCAACUCAGGCAGAAAGGAACACCUCAGCUCCAAGGGCUGCAGUUCUUCAGGAAACCUUGAUCUCCCAGAGAGGACACCAUGAUCCUCCUAAAGAUCUCCUCCUUUUUGGCUUUCUUUGCCUUGGUUGUGUGCCAGAUGGACAGCCUCCAGGCUGCUCCAUUCAGGCCUGGUUUUGAAUCUGUCAUGCCAGACCAUGUGACUCUCAGCGAUGAUGAAGCUCGGCACCUGCUGAAUGCUUUGGUGAAGGAGUUUGUGCAGAUGAAAGCUGACGAUCUGGAUCAGGUGACUGAGGACAACAGCAUUACUGCUCAGAAGCGAGGCUGCAACACUGCCACCUGUGUGACCCACCGGCUGGCCGAUUUCCUAAGCAGGUCAGGAGGAGUGGCCAAGAGUGACUUCGUGCCAACCAACGUCGGGGCUAAAGCAUUCGGCAGACGACGGAGAGACAUCUAGGUAUCAGGCUGAACCCAGGAGGAUGAUCACCAAGAAACUGAAUCUCCAUGGCUAACUUAAUUUUUAAUGAAAGCAACUUUCUUCCAUGAAGCUUGAAGGCCACGUGGAUGCUCUGAGUUUUUUUUGCCUCCUCCUAGAAAUGGAUGAGGGUUUUUCUUUGUCCAAAACUGCUGUCAUGUAUAAUAUGAAAUGAGCUAAUUCUGGUUAAUUAUUGUACAUUCUUUUUUAUAUGCAAUUCUAUU